AUGGUGUUAACAGAAAACAUAGUUUCACAUUUCGGUCUCGCUGCGGUGUGGUUUCAAAAUAAGCGUUCUAAAGAGCGACGUUUAAAGCAACUAACAUCAAUGGGAAGGGGUCCAUUUUUCGGAUCUUCACGCAAGAUGCGAGGUUUUCCAAUGAACCUCUCCCCCGGGGGGUUAGAAGAGGGGCCGCCGGGGUUCCCAUACUUCGCGACAGCAGAUGGCAAGUUCGAGUUUGGCUAUGGUCCGCCGUUCCACCAUGAUGCGCCGUUUUUCCAUCCGCCUCCGUCCAUGCCAUUCAAUCAGCCAGGUCGUUUCGCAGGCGGAAUGGAAUCACUGCCCGGCGGCGAGUUUCCCGAGCAGUUUCCACCACCGGACCACCUGGUCCUCCCCCGACCUUCGUCCCCCGAGUUCACGUUCGGGGACGCCCCGCCGCCUCUCCACCCCGAGGGUCUCGUGUGGUAG
This is a messenger RNA of Leptosia nina, 459 nucleotides long. NCBI's taxonomy places the organism in Eukaryota, Metazoa, Arthropoda, Insecta, Lepidoptera, Pieridae. The record is from the annotation of a GenBank genome assembly.